AUGAGCAACAAAUCAAGAGGUGGAUUGUUGGCAGGUGCCAAUGAAUCAUUGUGCUGCUGUGAAUACACGAACAUGCAUGGUGAAAAAAGUCAUUUGUUAGCAGUCUGUUGUGAUUGUGAGGCACUGGACGAAACUUUUGAUAAAAUUUUUAAAUGUGAACGAGUCUCGGAGUCAACAAUUGACCGUCUCCUGAACACCAUCUCGGACAGAUGUUGUCGACUGCCGACCUGUUUUGGCCAUGGAGCUGUGAAACUUCGCCCGGACAUUGUCACGCCAAUUGUCGUUGUUCCGCUGUGCCUUGUUCUGGCCACUAUUCAUCCAGUUAUGACAGUUGUGUGUUUCUUGUUCAUGCCUAUAUUUAUCAUGACUUUUCAUGCCCUCUGGAGACGGAAGGAUACAAAUCGACGAUCAAUGUUUUUUUAUUCGUGGGGACUUUCUUCGAUCAUCUCUGCAUAUCUUGUGUUUCAGAUCUUUGUUGUUGCCUUCCGAGAGGUGUUGCUAUGGGAGAUCCUGACUGUGUUUACAUCAAUGGUCAUCAUGUUCUAUUUCCUGUACCUGACAAAACGGGAUCCGGACCGACUGAUCAUUCAAUCCAAGACUCGGCCCAGCCACAAGCGAACUCCCUCCAACCCCCUUGUGGACGCUUCUAGCUCUUUUUACGACCAGAUAAAUGGCCAGAAUAUGCAGCAGACACUUCAAGAUGGGGAUUUUUCAAACCUGACUUUGGAAACUGCGGCAGGUAGUUCACCUGGAAGCUGGCCAGAGUCAAGAACAAUGGGAGGGAAGCUGGAUCUUCCGCCCAGGACGGGCUACUGCAGGAUCUGUCAGGAAUACAUUGCCGUAAGAGAUCACCAUUGUGUAUGGAUCGACAGCUGUGUGGGUGCCAGCAACCACCGCUCAUUUCUCCUGACCAUGAUCAUGUUUAUUUUGACCGGUGUGUAUUCCAUUCACCUGACCUUCACCACAGUGUGCACCCCUAAGAUGUACCUAGAUUGGUUUCUGAUGCCAAACGAUUGCAGAUGGCUGUAUAAUGACUUCCUAACCGCUAUAUGCUUUGUCACUGCAGUCUACUGUACCAUCGCUGUGUCACUAAUGUGUCUGGGCCUCCUGUACCAGGCCCUGCUCAUCAGCCAGAACUUAACCUCACAUGAACUGUCGCAGGCCCAUCGCCAAGGCUUGACAACAUGUGUUUUCUUCGUCAGAAACAACCCCUAUAAUAAGGGCUUUUUGAGAAAUUGGCUGGAGUUUUGGCUUCUUCCAACAAGGGCUGGCACCUCUGGGAUGAUGGUCUGA
Messenger RNA from Candidula unifasciata, 1293 nucleotides. The record is from the annotation of a GenBank genome assembly. Lineage: Eukaryota; Metazoa; Mollusca; Gastropoda; Stylommatophora; Geomitridae.